Molecule: messenger RNA, 1146 nt
Organism: Saccostrea cuccullata (small rock oyster)
Lineage: Eukaryota; Metazoa; Mollusca; Bivalvia; Ostreida; Ostreidae
Product: short-chain dehydrogenase/reductase family 42E member 1-like
Exons: 11
Biological process (GO): steroid biosynthetic process
Molecular function (GO): 3-beta-hydroxy-Delta5-steroid dehydrogenase (NAD+) activity
Source: RefSeq, a predicted model, not a curated record
GAAAACUUGUUCACAUUAACAGGUUGGGAAGAUGGAGACAGCCUCUCUUUUAAAACGACAUCAAAUGAUGCGUGACGCCGCCGAUAAUGUCCAUCUGGUAACUGGGGGUGGUGGGUACACGGGAUACAAACUAGGCAAACGGUUGGCAGACAUGGGAAAGACAGUUAUCUUAGUUGAUAUAGUGCCUCCAAAAUGGACACUGACGAACAAAAUGUCAUUUGUACAGUGUGACUUGACUCACGAGGAUGCUGUAGUGACAGCUUUAAAAGGAGCAGAUUGUGUUUAUCAUUUAGCGUCAUAUGGAAUGUCUGGCAAAGAACAGUUUAACACCAAAUUGAUUGAAGAAGUUAAUAUUAAAGGAACAGAAAAUGUCAUCAAGGCAUGUUUAAUACACGGCAUUAGACGUUUGGUUUAUACCAGUUCUAACAACGUAGUUUUUGGAGGUCAGGAGAUUUGUAAUGGAGACGAGUCUUUACCCUAUCUGCCAAUAGAAAAUUUUUUAGAUCAUUAUUCGAAAACAAAGAGACUUGCUGAACAAAACGUUUUGGAAGCUGACAAGAGGAAUGUACUCCGGACAUGCGCACUACGGUUGGGGGGAGUGUACGGUGUAGGAGAACAACGCCAUAUACCAAGAGUUGUGAACAUGGCGCAGUCAGGAGUUAUUCAGGCAUUAUUUGGCACAGAUUCUCUGACAGACUUUUUACACGUUGACAAUAUGGUCCAAGCUCAUAUUUUGGCUGCCAAAGCACUGACUGAAGAAAAAGGCUACAUAGCGGCAGGGCAGGUCUACUUUAUAUCUGAUGGGGUUCCUAUUAACACAUUUGCGUUCUUCCGUCCACUUAUAGAAGGCCUGGGCUACUCGUUACCAAGGCUCCAAGUUCCUGUCUGGUUGAUGUGCUCUAUUGCAUGGAUGAUUGAGAUGGUUCUUUACAUAGUGUCAGGGAUCUACCACUUCCAACCCAUUUUAACAAGAAUGGAGGUUUACAAGAUGGGCAUCUCCAAUUAUUUUUGCAUCAAGAAAGCAUCACGUGACCUUGGAUAUAAGCCAGCCAAACAAAACGAAAUAUCUGACAUACUUGAGGAUUUCGUAAAGCGAGGAUUCAAAGUGAAGCAGAAGAAUAUGUCAAUAGUGAUCAGUUUGAAUUG